Molecule: messenger RNA, 3627 nt
Organism: Ctenocephalides felis (cat flea)
Lineage: Eukaryota; Metazoa; Arthropoda; Insecta; Siphonaptera; Pulicidae
Product: probable cyclin-dependent serine/threonine-protein kinase DDB_G0292550
Exons: 4
Coding region: 1-3627 (1208 amino acids)
Source: RefSeq, a predicted model, not a curated record
AUGUAUUGUUCUACAAAUAGAAGUGAUUCGUUAAAUUAUCAAUCCGCGCCGGACAAUAGUAACAAGUUUUCGAAAAAAUCGGGGCAUUUCAAUUAUGCGCAACACGAUUCUAAAAGUAUUACCUCAUAUUCAGAUGAUCAUCGGAGGAACAAGGAGCAUUCGCGACGUUCCGCCCGCUCUGCCAAUUUCGAUAACGAAAAAGAGGGACCGAAUAUGAAAAAUGACGAAAACGUUGGAAAACUGAAGUACGAGGGUAGAUAUAAUGGAUAUUACACGGGCCCGCGCCCAUAUAAAAGUUGUUUUAAUAAUAAUUGGAACUAUAACAAAUAUCAUGAUGGCGAUGGGCCCGCAAGAAAUAAGGCCAGGAAUUUUGGCAGCUACAGUAACAACAGGCCUCCAUACGAUGAUGCCGGUUAUAGUUCAAAGCAACAGCGCACAAACUUCGAGAUAAACACGAAUAGGCAAAACGUGAAAUGUCAACAAUGCGCCACUAAUGAUGUAAGCAACUCCAACAAUGAAAUCUACAGGGAGAAAAGGCCAAGAAUUGACUACAGAGUGAAUAAUAAUACUAGCCACAAGUAUUAUAACAACAAUUUUGGAAAUAGGUAUAACAGAAGGCAAAACAUGGACUGUGAUUAUAGAGAGGGCGCUGAAAGAAAUCAAAGACCGAAUUACAACUUUAAUAAUAAUCAUGGAAGAAAACAUUGGACAUACGGCGAGAAUCGCGACCGUGGAGACGCGUCGAGCUUAAACACUAAUCUGUCCAUUGUUGAAACCAUUGUUGAAUGCAAUCGAAAGGAUGCGGAAUUCGAUAAUAAUCGCGACAUGGAUAAUAUUUGCAGUCAGCAAAAGAACUGCAAUUCGAAGAUGAUUAAACAUGGCAAAAACAAGGACUACAUAAAUUUAUAUGAAAACAAGAAUGAUCGACGCAGUUCUAAUGAAAGUGUGCAGAGUUUUGCUGAAUUUCUGAAAUCUGAACGCGAAACAGUUAAAACUACUCCGCCAAAAGCACUACCUGAAACUGCUAAGCAUGUUAUUGACGUGGAAAAGGACUUGAAAAUGAAGACCUUUUUGAAUGCUAAAAUCGAUUUGAAGCAAAGCGAUAUGGAUAUCUUAUUUUUUAAGUGUACCAGCAAUGAUUACCAGAUCCUUUGCAAAGAGCUCAGAAAGCAGUUGGUUGAAAUGACAAUUUCCAACGAAAAACUACGCGGGGAAUACCAAAAGUCUCUGGAACAAAUUAGCAUAAUUACUUCGAAGCUGCAAAGAUCACCAAUGAAUUCUAAAACUACUUUCAACAUCGAGAGUAAAAAACCAAUUGCGAAUAUAUGGUCGGAGGACAUUAAGGACAAUAACGUUUCACCAAAGAAUGAAGAGAAGAUUAAUAAGAGGCACAAACAAUUUUCGGGAAAGUUAAAAAAUCAGUACGAAACUUUUAAACAUACACAGCCGAUCAAUCAUUUCGACGAUAGCCCGAAAAGUAAUAAAAAGAAAGGUUCGGCGGAUUCAACAGAUUACGAAACUGACAUAUCUACGCCAAGAAGCUACAUUUAUGAUAUAGAUAUAGGAAACGAAGCAGAAGAAACGUAUUUAUUUGACGAUUGUACCAGUCUCCAACAAAAAAAUUGUAUGAAUACUGAUACAGAAUCAUCACAUAAUUCUUCACGGUUGCCAAAAUCGGACGAUCUAUCUAAUAUUUCUGACUGGAACUCCCUAGCUGCAGAAGAAUCAAAAUUGGCGCUUAGUUAUCCUGACAAUGAUCGUGAUUUGCAUAUAUCAAGUCAAAAAAUAUGUCUGGACAUGAUCAAGAAAAUAUUCCCUGACGAACUUGUGGAAAACUUAGCAGAGAGCUUUGAUAGAAACGACAAAUUGGAUAGUCCACCAGUUAAAUUACCAAAGGAUGUAAAUAAAGUUGAUAAAACAACACUUUAUGAUCCCACGUCAACUGUUGGUAAUAGUAAUAUGUCAAGUUUUGGUUUAUAUUUGUCUAGGGUAUUGAGUAACACUGUAGUUGAUCCAUCUAUUGCAGAUAAAAUAUCAGUUUCUAAAGGACCCGAAGGCAGUAGUUUACAAGUUGAUCGGGGAGAAAAGGCUGAAAUUUCGUUCAAUAAAAGCACGCUUCAAGUCCGAGAUAUUGAUAUAAAUAAAACUAAUAAUAAUUAUUUAUCUUGUUUAAACAUAACAAAUGAUAAUAAUGAUCAGAAGGUAUCAAGCGAAAAGUCAAAUUAUGAAGCACGCGAAGCGUCCACGAAUAAUAUAAAAUUGUGUACAGAAAAAAAAGUUUCGCCUAAUCAUAUUCCAUAUAAGGGUUUUAAUUUUGACAACCAAUACCAAACUUCAAGGAAAGCCGAAAAGUAUAUUUAUAAUAACUUUUUGGAUUUGAACAGUUCUAAUAAAAAUGAUAAAACGAAGUGCGUGUAUGAUAUGAAGUCUGGUAAAUUUUGUGUAGAAGUUGAAAAUUCUCCAUUUCAUCUUUUCAAUCAAAAUAUUUUUAAGAAACCUGAUUUUCUCAUUACCUCCGAUACAAAUUUAAUUGUUAAGCAGGAAAACAAUAAUAGUCAAGUUGCAUCGAAAUCUUUUAGAGAAAAUAUCACAGGAAGUCAUUUUAGUAAUACCGAAUGCAAAACUACAAAUUUGUCUGUGCCGCAUGAGGAUAAAUGUAAAAGAGAACCUAUAGAUGCUGCUAAUAUGGUUGAUGGUAUUUUCAAUAGAAUAUUGAACUUACCGAAACUACCGUGGAUACCAAUUACGACAAAUAUAAUUUCCAGUAAUUCAAUUACCAGUAAUACAGUUGCCAGUAAUACAGUUGCUAGUAAUACAGUUGCCAGUAAUAAAGAUGCCAUUAAUACAAUUACCAGUUUUUCAAUUACCAGCAAUACACUUAUCAGCAAUACAAUUACCAGUACUACAAAUACUAGCAAAACAAUUUUUGGUGCAUUAGAUAACAUUCAUGCAGAAAGUUAUAAACACAACUUCGCAUAUGAGCGAAAAACCGAUGAUUUGCAUGUAUUAUCUGAUCCAAUAUAUCCUCCUAGCAACAACAGUGGAAUAGGAAAGAAAAAUACUCGAAAAAUGAAUCCUAAAAAGUGGAAGAAAGUUGAUCUUUCCGCGGAAUUUUCAAAACGUGACAGUUUGAUUUACAACAAGCAACUAUACAAUCCUCAAACUCCUGUUGGAACAAGUUAUGAAAAAGAGACCAAAAGUUCAACAGAUAUUAUGCAGCAAGCUAUUUUCAAUAAUACUGAUGAUUUAGAAAAAGAUUUUGAUGACACUGAUAUUGCAAAGAAAGCUUCAGAAUUUUUUACUGCAAAUUCUACUAUGGCUAAUAACACAAAAUUUGAGGAUGGAGUAAACAAUUUUUGCUUUAAAGAUGAUUAUAAAACAACAGUAUUGGAAACAAGAAAAUCAAAAUUGGUCCCAUUGAAAACUUAUAACGACAUGAUUAGUGAAUUUCACAUGACUCCAAGAUGUACGAGCCCAAAUUUGCAGUCCAAAGGCCGUGUUUUGGGUUGGAAGAAAAUCCAAGAGCAAACACACGAGUGUAGCGUCUGCAAAGAGGGAAUAAACUUUGACGAACUCAAGGAGCUGAUAUGUCGUCAUAGUUUUCACAAAAAGAUCAGGAGUUGGUAA